AUGGUCCCUGGGUUUCUGCCCAUAUCCAAGUUCCAUAAACGCCGGCCUCCCAUUUUGGUAGCCGUGCGCUGCUUCCGGCAAUGUCCCUGGCACUGUGAGCUUCCUCUGGUAGUGCCCUCGGAGCCUGAACUUCCCUUCCAGCAGGGCCCUGAGUAUUGUGGCGAGUGGGGGCCGCGGCAGCUGCGUCCCCAUGAGGAGGGGAGGAAGAUGCCGGCUGAGCUGCUGCUGCUGUUGACUGUGGCCUUCGUCAGCCCCAGCUGCCAGGUGCUCUCAUCACUGCGCAUGGCUGCAAUCCUGGAUGACCAGACUGUGUGUGGCCGCGGUGAGCGUCUGGCCCUGGCCCUGGCCCGGGAGCAGAUCAACGGGAUCAUCGAGGUCCCAGCCAAGGCCCGAGUGGAAGUAGACAUCUUUGAGCUGCAGCGGGACAGCCAGUACGAGACCACGGAUACCAUGUGUCAGAUUCUGCCCAAGGGAGUCGUGUCUGUCCUGGGGCCCUCGUCCAGCCCUGCAUCUGCCUCCACCGUGAGCCAUAUCUGCGGGGAGAAGGAGAUCCCCCACAUCAAGGUGGGCCCUGAGGAGACACCCCGCCUUCAGUACCUUCGCUUCGCUUCUGUCAGCCUGUACCCCAGCAACGAGGACGUCAGCCUGGCCGUCUCCCGAAUUCUCAAGUCUUUCAACUACCCCUCGGCCAGCCUCAUCUGCGCCAAGGCUGAGUGCCUGCUGCGAUUGGAGGAAUUGGUGCGCGGCUUCCUCAUCUCCAAGGAGACACUGUCGGUGAGGAUGCUGGACGACAGCCGGGACCCUACCCCACUGCUCAAGGAGAUCCGCGACGACAAGGUGUCCACCAUCAUCAUCGAUGCCAACGCAUCCAUCUCCCACCUCAUCCUCCGCAAGGCCUCAGAGCUGGGAAUGACCUCAGCGUUUUACAAGUACAUCCUCACCACCAUGGACUUCCCCAUCUUGCAUCUGGACGGUAUCGUGGAGGACUCCUCCAACAUCCUGGGCUUCUCCAUGUUCAACACGUCCCACCCCUUCUACCCUGAGUUUGUGCGCAGCCUCAACAUGUCCUGGAGGGAGAACUGUGAAGCCAGCACCUACCCGGGCCCUGCGCUGUCGGCUGCCCUGAUGUUCGACGCUGUGCAUGUGGUAGUGAGCGCCGUCCGAGAGCUGAACCGCAGCCAGGAGAUUGGUGUCAAGCCACUGGCCUGUACGUCAGCCAACAUUUGGCCCCACGGGACCAGCCUCAUGAACUAUCUGCGCAUGGUAGAGUAUGACGGGCUGACCGGGCGGGUCGAGUUCAACAGCAAAGGGCAGAGGACCAACUACACCCUGCGCAUCCUGGAGAAGUCACGACAGGGCCACCGUGAGAUCGGGGUGUGGUACUCUAACCGGACCCUAGCCAUGAACGCCACCACCCUGGAUAUCAACCUGUCACAGACGUUGGCCAACAAGACGCUGGUGGUCACGACCAUCCUGGAGAACCCGUACGUCAUGCGCCGGCCCAACUUCCAGGCCCUGUCGGGGAACGAGCGCUUCGAGGGCUUCUGCGUGGACAUGCUGCGGGAGCUGGCGGAGCUACUGCGCUUCCGCUACCGCCUGCGGCUGGUGGAGGACGGGCUGUAUGGGGCGCCUGAGCCCAACGGCUCCUGGACGGGCAUGGUUGGCGAGCUCAUCAACCGGAAGAGAGGGCUGGCACUGGCUCCCUGUUCAUUAACAGCCCUUCUUUCUCCCAUGAUUGUUCUCUCCAAGGAGUUCAUGGUAGUCGGGUACCGUCUGAUAUUUAGACAGCCCUCUGGCCGUAAGCCUGGUUACUUCUCCUUCCUGGACCCCUUCUCCCCCGCCGUGUGGCUCUUCAUGCUUCUUGCCUACCUGGCUGUCAGCUGUGUCCUGUUCCUGGCUGCCAGGCUGAGCCCCUAUGAGUGGUAUAACCCACACCCGUGUCUGCGGGCGCGCCCCCACAUCCUGGAGAACCAGUACACACUGGGCAACAGCCUCUGGUUCCCUGUGGGGGGCUUCAUGCAGCAGGGCUCGGAGAUCAUGCCCCGGGCGCUGUCCACGCGCUGCGUCAGCGGAGUCUGGUGGGCCUUCACCUUGAUCAUCAUCUCCUCCUACACGGCCAACCUGGCCGCCUUCCUCACCGUGCAGCGCAUGGAGGUGCCUGUGGAGUCAGCUGACGACCUGGCAGAUCAGACCAACAUUGAAUACGGCACCAUCCACGCUGGCUCCACCAUGACCUUCUUCCAGAAUUCACGGUACCAGACGUACCAGCGAAUGUGGAACUACAUGCAAUCAAAACAGCCCAGUGUGUUUGUCAAGAGCACAGAAGAGGGCAUCGCCCGUGUCCUCAACUCCCGCUACGCCUUCCUGCUGGAGUCCACCAUGAAUGAGUACCACCGGCGCCUCAACUGCAACCUCACCCAGAUCGGGGGCCUCCUCGACACCAAGGGCUACGGCAUCGGCAUGCCGCUGGGCUCCCCAUUCCGGGAUGAGAUCACGUUGGCCAUCUUGCAGCUGCAGGAGAACAACCGGCUGGAGAUCCUGAAGCGCAAGUGGUGGGAGGGGGGCCGAUGCCCCAAGGAAGAAGACCAUCGAGCUAAAGGUUUGGGCAUGGAGAACAUUGGUGGCAUCUUUGUUGUGCUCAUCUGUGGCCUCAUCAUUGCUGUCUUUGUGGCGGUCAUGGAGUUCAUAUGGUCCACGCGGAGGUCGGCAGAGUCUGAAGAGGUGAGGAGGCGCCGCCACUUUGCAGAGAGUGGAGGCAGGACAGCUGCAGUACCGGGGGCGGGGCUGCGGGCCGUCUGUCAGGGCAGCGGCGCCGCUGAUUGGCCCGCUCCGGCCCCCCCGCGGGCGCGGGCAUAUGAAGAGGCGGAGGCGGCGGCCGCCGCAGCCUCUGUGCGGAGGGACGGACGGACGGACCGACCGAGGCGCGGGCGCUGCAGAGGCCCCGAGCCAGAGCCCGCGCCUGAGCCGCCCUGA
Molecule: messenger RNA, 2973 nt
Organism: Orycteropus afer afer
Lineage: Eukaryota; Metazoa; Chordata; Mammalia; Tubulidentata; Orycteropodidae
Source: RefSeq, a predicted model, not a curated record